This is a messenger RNA of Dermacentor albipictus, 978 nucleotides long. RefSeq lists its product as uncharacterized. The record is from RefSeq and is a predicted model, not a curated record. Gene Ontology annotation, molecular function: single-stranded RNA binding. Gene Ontology annotation, biological process: retrotransposition. Gene Ontology annotation, cellular component: ribonucleoprotein complex. Lineage: Eukaryota; Metazoa; Arthropoda; Arachnida; Ixodida; Ixodidae.
UCCCCAUCGUCAGCAACAGCAACGCAGUCACCAGAUAUAAACUGUGGGCGGCCGUCAACACAGCUUUGUGGGCUCGGCGACUGCGCAUCUGCACAGCUCGCUAAACCUUUUGCUUUUGCAAUGCAGGUUAGUCAACCAUACGCUCUCUUUGCUAAAAAAUCUAGCAAUUAUUUCCUGAUGCAGUUGCCGAGUCCGCACUGCUGUGCCGCCAUUGCUGUCGAAUGUGCUCAUAUUAUUCAUGCCUUGCUGAUUUUGGCCGGUGAUGUGGAAACAAACCCGGGUCCUAACAUUCCUGAAAACCUACUAACCGAAUUGCGAAAACUAACCCCCGGUCAGAACCAGCUGAUCACUGAAAUCCAUGGUCUUAAGUCGCAACUUACUUCUACCGAUAAAGCAAUUACUGAUCUAAGCAAACGAAUGAAUGAUCUUGAGAGUCACUACCAGACGCUUUUGCCCAUUCGCAACGAAGUGGAUGCAAUGCGCACCACGACAGAACAGGCUAUUUUUCGCAUUUCCGAGCUCGAAGCACGUAUCGACGAUGCUGAAAAUCGCUCACGGCGGGACAACUUAAUUUUUUACGGCAUUCCUGACCCUUCCAGCUCGGAAACCACUGCCGACUCCGAAAGGUUGAUUGUGGAACUUUGCCGCGAUAGGUUGCAACUAACCAUCGACCCAAAAGAAAUAGAACGUGCACAUCGCAUCGGUCGUCACUCCGCCAAUCACUCUCGCCCCCUGAUAGCAAAAUUUACUUUCCAUAAAACCAAAGUUAACAUCCUUUCGAGUGGCCGAAAGCUUAAGGGCACUGACUACAGUAUUAGCGAGGACUUUUCGCGAUCAGUACGAAAUGCCCGAAAACAUCUCGUUGCUUUCGCAAAAGGUAAAGGCGCCCCGUUUUCACUCCGCUUUAAGACUUUGUUCAUCGGUUCCAGAAGAUACACCUUUGAUGCCGCCUCGAGUAGUGUCAAAGAGUUGUCAUAG